UCGCUCGGUGGUACAAGUGCACCGAGCGCAAUGUUAUUAAUCGCUAGAUUAUUUAUUCAGUAAGUCUAUCUUUGAACGACAGUGGACUACCCCUGUCGACAUAAAGCCAGUAUCUCACUCCGAGCUCCCUAUACGAGCCGAUCUAAUAUGGUGUUGCUCAGUCACCAAACGUAGUGUGAUGUCUAUGCUAGAUCGCGGCAGCUUCUGAGAUUUCGACGAUUUACGUAACGGAUAGUUGUGCCGACGGUAGUAGUGGCCGAAGAUUACGCUUCAGGAGUUCAACAAAUAGCUUUUUUAUCGGGCGAAGUAACCUAUUUGAGCCGAAUUGAGCUCUAUCACUUGAGAUAACGCGUCUCGGACAGUUGGUAAUAGCCCAAUUGUGGACAUACAGCGAGUAUCGUUAUCACAAUAUUUUUUUUUUUCGAAAAUCGCCUGUCGUUCAUAUCAACAUUCGGUACACUGCCGGUUAAAUCAAUAGUGUGAGCUAAACUAGUUGAUUUCUAAACACUGCUUACCUUGUCAAAAUGCCGGCCCCAAAGGUGGCAAUCCUUGGAGGGGGUGCUUCAGGUAUCACUGCUAUAAAGUGCUGCGUCGAAGAAGGAUUGGACGUUGUCUGCUACGAGCGCAGCUCAGACAUAGGUGGACUCUGGAGGUACACAGACGAACCCGAGUUCGGCCGUGGGGGCGUCAUGAAAAGUACGAUCAUCAAUUCCUCCAAGGAAAUCUCCUCAUUCAGUGACUUCCCUCCACCAGCAGAGUUCCCCAAUUAUAUGCACAAUUCAAAGAUGAUUCAGUACCUGGAGCAAUAUGCAGAUAAAUUUGGAAUUAGGUCUUACAUUCGCAUGAGACACGAGGUUAUGCAUGUGGCACCCACUGAAGAUUACAAUGAAACCCACCGCUGGAUUGUGCAGGUGAAGAACCUUGAAUCUGGCGAAGAAAGUGAGGAUGUGUUUGACGGCGUCAUGGUGUGCACAGGUCAUCAUACGUACCCGCAGAUGCCGAUCUUCCCUGAUCAGGAGAAGUUCAAGGGUCGAAUUAUUCACACACAUGAUUACAAAAGGCCAAACGGGUUUGAGGACAAGCGGGUCUGUGUUGUCGGCGUAGGAAACUCCGGCGGAGAUGCCGCUGUUGAACUCAGCUCCGUAGCUGACCAGGUCUAUUUGUCCACCCGCCGUGGAGCCUGGAUCGUCCGUCGAGUCGGUAAAUACGGGCGACCAUUCGACAUUUCAGUAAUGACACGGUUGAGCAAUAUUCUUUUCCAUUUGUUGCCCUAUAAUCUUUUGUGCUGGAUCUGCGAACAGAAGACGGAAGCCAUCUUCGAUCAUGAAUUAUACAACUUAAAGCCCACUCACAGGAUUUUUGCCCAGCAUAUAAUGGUGAACGAUGCACUGCCCAAUCGUAUUCUUAGCGGAACUGUCGUUGUCAAGGGCAACAUUAAACGCUUCACUGAGAAUGGAAUCGUUUUUGAGGGGGAAAGCAAAGAAACUGCAGUAGACGACGUGAUUCUGGCCACAGGGUACCAAAUUAAAUUUCCUUUCUUCGACGAAAAUUUAGUGGCCUGCGAAGAUAAUCGCAUUGAUUUGUAUAAGAUGGUCUUCGAUCCCAAUCAUCCGACCUUGGCAUUUAUCGGAAUGGCACAGCCCGUCGGUCCGUUAAUGCCAAUUUCUGAACUUCAGUCGCGUUGGGUCGCCCGUUUGUUUGCUGGUAAACAAAGACUUCCUUCGAAAUCGGUUAUGUACAAAGACAUUCAGGCCUACCAGAAGAAUAUUCGCGCUCGCUACUUCGAGGGUCCACGUAACACAAUUGAAAUCGAUUGGAUACCGUACAUGGACGAGCUGGCCACGAUAGUGGGCGUCAAACCCAAUCUAUACAAGUUGCUUGUCACUGACUUCCAGCUUUGGACUACACUUAUGUUUGGGCCCGUUCUUCCGUACCAGUACCGCCUGGAAGGUCCAGGCAAAUGGUCGAAAGCUCGGGAAGCUUUGCUCACAGCUGAAGAACGUAUUUCAGCGGCAUUACAGACCCGAAAAGUGCCCAUAGCAAAGGGUAAGCCUGGCAAUGCGCUUGUCGAGCUCAUAAUGAUGUUCUUGCGCGCGAUUUUCUCAAUGAUUUUCAUCAUUUUCAUAGGCGCUUUCACUAUGAUGACCUGAACACAGUUAGCGCAGAUAAGAUAGCAACGCAUUUGUUGCGUGGAGUCUGUUUGCUGUCUAUGAAUCGAUCGUAUGAUAUGAUACAUACACCUUGAGAUUAGAUAGAUUAGAAACUAAUUAUACACGAUUGGACACAUUGUCGUUCACUAACCGUUCCUUGCGCUAGCUUGAAAUCUGUGAAAAAAACUACCUGCUACUAAAGUGAAAACCUCAUAAAUAUAGAAUAUUUAAAGUGGUAUACAUACAUCUAUCAACAGGCAGCUUAACACAAAGCGUUACCUAAAAAUGACACAUCAUUUAAGAAAAUGGCCUUAUAAUAUUUAUCAUCAAGCUGCCUGAUUCAAAUCGGUGGGAGCAGACGAUGCAAAAUCGCCUAUCUAUGAAGUAUUCUGAGUGUUGCUUAAAAGCGGACCGGAACAAGAAAAUAAAUGCCAUCAAAAGUUACAAAGCAGAAUUAUAUAAAUUGCUAUAUCUCUAUCUACAUACAUAAACAAGUACGUUAUUUCAAGCCUGUCAAAAGAAUUAAUACAAUUGUAGAAAUCUUGGAUCGUUUUCAAAAAGCGAUCGCCUAAUUAGUGAUCGAUUACCCUAAUUACCCCUGUAAGAUUUUACACAUUUUGCCGCAACCUGCUCAAUAGAUAAAAGCAAACUUUUAAAUGUGUUUUCAAUAAUAAAAUACAUAUAGUAUUGCUU
Molecule: messenger RNA, 2843 nt
Organism: Varroa destructor (honeybee mite)
Lineage: Eukaryota; Metazoa; Arthropoda; Arachnida; Mesostigmata; Varroidae
Product: flavin-containing monooxygenase 5-like
Molecular function (GO): flavin adenine dinucleotide binding; N,N-dimethylaniline monooxygenase activity; NADP binding
Source: RefSeq, a predicted model, not a curated record